Messenger RNA from Arachis stenosperma, 3032 nucleotides. Its product is annotated as putative pentatricopeptide repeat-containing protein At5g37570. Gene Ontology annotation, molecular function: protein binding; RNA binding. The coding region runs from base 480 to 2246 and encodes 588 amino acids. Gene Ontology annotation, biological process: RNA modification. The transcript has 3 exons. Lineage: Eukaryota; Viridiplantae; Streptophyta; Magnoliopsida; Fabales; Fabaceae. The record is from RefSeq and is a predicted model, not a curated record.
AGUGAAGAUAGCAGAGAAAGAGUGCAUUGAACUUCAAAGGUCACGUGAUGUGGACGCGGCCACGCGGGAUAUUUAGAGUGGCUAAGAUGUACAAGAUAAGAAAACAACCGUAUUUUGGUAAAUUUGAAAAGUUGAUCUUAAUUAUAUAUUACUAGUGCAACGCACGGGCAUAACAAGGAAAUAAUAAAAAGCAUAUUUUUUAUUGAGAGAACGGAGAAACGAACUGAAGAGGAGGAGGAGGAAGUAAAUAUGAUGAUGAAGAAGAAGAAAUUGAGAAUGGAGGGACAACGUAAAUGAUGGGAAUGAAUCUCUUUUUCAAUUUGGAUUUCCACUAUAGGAGACACCCUCUUUUCAAGGAUGGUUAUAGGAUAGGAUAGGAUAUAUAUUUUUUAUAAUUAAAAUUAAUUAUUAAAAAUUAUUGAAAUAUAUACACUAAUACACGGGAAAGCUUUCCUAUAUAAUAUAAGAUCUGUUGCCAUAUGGUUAACUUAAUGAUUAUUAUUAUUUAUUUAUGCAUGAAGUUUUACACAGGAACCGCUUCAUUACAUUCCCAACCCUCAAAAGCUUCACCUUUGUUAACGCAAUUCCUCAACAGUUCUACAACCAUUCUUCAUCUUAAACAGACCCAGGCCUUCGCUCUUAAACUCCUCUCUCACCAACCGCAUCAAUACAAUCACUUCUUGGGUCGUUUGUUUCUGAGGAUUUUCUAUCUUAAUGCCGAAAUAUCUAAUCUCUGCUAUGCCCACAAACUGUUUGACGAAAUGCCAAACUGCCCAAACAGCUUCGUUUGGACAUCCCUUAUUCGCGCGUUUAUAUCUGGUACCCAAUUUCGCCAUGGAAUUUCCACCUAUGCUAGGAUGCACCAAAAUGGGGUCUUGCCAUCUGAGUUCACCUAUUCCACAGUCCUCAAUGCAUGCGGACGUAUCCCCGCCACGUUCGAAGGGACACAAGUUCAUGCAAGGGUGGCGCAGUCAGGUUUCUUGGGGAACAAGUUUGUGCAAACCGCUUUACUUGACAUGUAUGCGAAGUUUGGUAGUGUUUUCGAUGCAAGGGUAGUGUUUGACGGGAUGUGUGAUAGAGACCUAGUUGCAUGGACGGCAAUGAUUUGUGGGUAUGCCAAGGCGGGGAUGAUGAUUCAUGCGAGGUGGUUGUUUGAUAACAUGGGGGAGAAGAAUUCUUUUACUUGGACUACUAUGGUUGCAGGGUAUGCAAAUAGUGGCGACAUGAAAUCAGCCAAGAAAUUGUAUGAUGCCAUGGACGAGGAGAACAAGAGUGUGGUCACGUGGGUAGCAAUGAUAGCUGGUUAUGGGAAGUUUGGUAAAGUAAGUGAAGCAAAAAGAGUGUUUGAUAGGAUAUCAACGCCACGUGAUCCGUCAGCAUGUGCAGCAAUGCUGGCUUGUUAUGCCCAAAAUGGGUAUGCAAAGGAAGCUAUUGACAUGUAUAAGGAAAUGAGGCAAUCAAAAAUUAAAAUCACUGAGGUGGCAAUGGUGGGUGCUUUAUCAGCAUGUGCACAACUUAGGGAUAUUCAAAUGUCAAGUACAUUGACAGAACAUGUUGAGGAGAGUAUUUAUGAUAGGAUAUGUAUUAUAUCCAAUUCAUUGAUCCACAUGCAUUCCAAAUGUGGAAACAUAAACUUAGCUUGGAUGGAAUUCAGUAGAAUGAAAUACAGAGAUGUGUAUAGUUAUAGUGCAAUGAUUGCAGCCUUUGCUGAGCAUGGGAAAUCACAAGAUGCUAUAGAUCUUUUCCUAAAGAUGCAGAAGGAAGGAUUGCAGCCAAACCAGGUUACAUUCGUGGGUCUCCUCAAUGCAUGUAGUUCUUCAGCUCUCAUCGACGAAGGUUGUAGAUAUUUUCGGACUAUGACUGAGGUAUUUGGUAUUCAGCCCUUACCCGAGCAUUAUGCUUGCAUGGUAGAUCUGCUUGGGAGGGCUGGGCAACUUGAAAGGGCAUACUGUCUCAUAAAGCAGAAUGCAAGCGCCGAUGCAAUCACCUGGGGUUCUUUAUUAGCAGCUUGCAGGGUUUAUGGCAAUGUGGAAUUGGGUGAGACAGCUGCUAGACAUCUCACCAUGAUUGACCCUGAGGAUUCAGGAAAUUAUGUGCUUCUAGCAAACACUUAUGCAUCGAAGGACAAAUGGGAACAUGCAGAAGAAGUUAGGAAGUUCAUGAGUGAAAAGGGAAUGAAAAAACCUUCAGGGCAUAGUUGGAUACAAAGAGAGAUAAGUGGACAGUUUAGAGAUGAAAUAUUUUGAUUGUUAAUCUUCUGCUUGUUAGAUAUAUUAUUUCUGCCAAUGUAAUGGCAUGAAUUCCUCUUCUGCAUUUCCAAAGGUCUUUCCAAUGGUGGAUGCUAGAGAAGAAGCACAUUCGUUGUUAAUCUCUGCUCAUUGAAUAUCUGAUUUCAAUCAAUAAAAUGAUCACAUUUCUUCUCCAUCUCCAAAGAGGAUCCGAUUGGAGCUAAGGUUCAAUGCUUUUGAGAAAGGUAUAUCAGAGGGCUUGCUCAGGUUCAAUCAACGGCAGCUAAUAUUUGAAAUUGUUGUCAAUAUUACUCAAUGGCAAUGCUUAUUGGAGACAAAAUUAGCAGAUAUAUCCUUACUUCCCGGAAAUGUAUGGUAAGAUCUGUAUCAAACAAUAAUUCAUGUGAGACGAAGUUAGCAGAACAGUAUGGAAGUGAAAAGGAAAGCAUUUUGUUCAGUAUGAUCACAUUCUUUAGCGCUCUCGUUUGAGGCAGUCCUCCAUAUGCAGGGGAUACAGGAUCAACUCAAGACAAAAGGGUAACAAGAAUAAAAGAAUUCACAAUAUUUUGUGGCUUAUGGGGCCGUGAAAGAGUUUUUCUGAAAGGGUGAUGAUACAUCAUAAAUUCAUAAGUAUUUGCACAUUUAAAAUGUUCAGAGACUAAAAGUUAACUAGCACAGAAGACAACUUAAUAAAACGAGGACAAACUUGUCAUCACCCAAAAUGAACAAUCAGAUUCAACUAUUUCUUUUUCUAAUUUUUUCACAUACCUUUCCUGUUAGAGUAAUUUUUGAGCAGGUAGGAUU